AUGGAGGUGGAAGAUUUGAACUCCUGUGGUACUGCAGCUCUUGUCACCAAACCACAGUUUACUCAGCUACUCAGGAAAUAUUUAGAGACAGAGGGUGUCCUAGACAGCCGUUUCCGCAUUCAGAAGCUUCCAGAUGGUGCCAUGGCAUUGCCUGUGCUCAGCCAAAGCCUCCAGGAGCAGCAUCUGAAGCACUUGAAGGAAAGCAUCCCACCUGGGGGGACCUGUGCUUUGAUGUGGAUCCAGAAUCCUGUUCCCUCGAAAUCAGCUCGGGUCCGCUCGCCCAUCCAGAAACUGCGUGAAGAGCUGGAGUCUCUGGUGUUGGCCUGUGGGGCUGCAUGGUCUGAAGAACUGGAAAAAGAUCUGCCUCGCUCCUGGCAGCGGCACGGGGACCUGGUUCUACUGAGCGAGGGCAGCUUCAGAUCAGCACUGUGGGGAGAGAUAGGACUAGAGCUCUGGCAGACGGUUGCUGGUGCUCUGGGGGCCAAACGCUUAGGAAGACACGGCCGUGUGCAGUCAGACUCCUUUCGAUCUCCAACGGUCACCCUGUUGUUGGGGGAAGAUGGCUGGGUUGAACAAGUGGACAACGGAAUCUGGUAUAGGUUUGACGUGACGCGGUGCAUGUUGUCUCCCGGAAACAUCACCGAGAAGCUGCGGAUAGCAUCUCUGCGUUGUGCUGGGGAAGUGGUGGUGGAUCUCUAUGCUGGGAUUGGCUAUUUCACUCUGCCCUACCUGGUCCAUGCUGGUGCAGCCUUUGUUUAUGCCUGCGAGUGGAACCCCCACGCCGUGGAAGCCCUGCAGCAGAACCUGCUACUCAAUGGCGUUCAGCAUCGGUGCUGCGUUCACGAGGGAGAUAACAGGAAGCUGGAACUGCGAGAUGUGGCCGACAGAGUGAAUCUGGGACUGAUCCCAACGUCGGAGGAAGGCUGGCCUGUUGCCUGCCGGGUCUUGCGGAAGGAUGUGGGAGGGAUCCUUCACAUCCACCAGAACGUUGAGUCCUUUCCAGGGAAGGCCCUCCAGCCGGGGCAGGAUCACCAGGGUCCGACACCAAAGGGGCAAGAGGACAAAGGGCUCCAUGGGGGCAAUGAUGCGGUAUUGGGUGCUGGCACGAGUGCCCUGUGCCCCGCAGCCCAGAGUGCCUGGCAGAAGUGGGCAGAGGCUACAGGGAGCCAGAUCAGGAUGUUGCUUCAGGAGUUGGACAGGAAGCCAUGGAGGACAAACAUCCUGCACAUUGAACUUGUGAAAUCCUACGCUCCCCAUGUGCACCAUAUAGUGUUAGAUCUGGACUGCCGCCCCCUUUCAUAGCACCCAGGAGGCGGCUCUUCUGCAGGGGCUGCCCCAG
Molecule: messenger RNA, 1339 nt
Organism: Euleptes europaea (tarantolino)
Lineage: Eukaryota; Metazoa; Chordata; Lepidosauria; Squamata; Sphaerodactylidae
Gene: TYW2
Product: tRNA methyltransferase 12 homolog
Exons: 7
Coding region: 1-1302 (433 amino acids)
Biological process (GO): tRNA methylation
Cellular component (GO): cytoplasm
Molecular function (GO): tRNA methyltransferase activity
Source: RefSeq, a predicted model, not a curated record